GGAGUGCUUCCGAUCGCAGGUGUUCGGGCUCCCGAUAUCGAGGAUCGAGGCAGUGAUGAGGAUCCAGCCCGGGACUGCUCUGUUCCUCUACGAUUGCGAGCUCAAGAUCCUCUACGGGGUUUACAGCGCUCUCUCUUAUGGCGGCGCUAAUCUUGUUCCCGCUGCUUUUGCUGGAAAGUAUCAAGCUCAGGUGAAAUUCCGGAUAGAAAGAAAUUGUCAUCCGCUGCCUGAGAGUGCUUUUAAACAUGCUAUACAAGAGAAUUACACCAGAAAAAGAUUUAGACCUGAUCUCAAUUACUAUCAGGUCAGCAGAUUGUUGUCCUUGUUCCAGAAUGCCACAGCACCUCCUCGUCAACCUCCACCCCUUGUUGACUCCCAAUAUGCUCAUCAGACCGUGAGGCACCAAACUUCAAUAGAUUCGCAAUACGUGACAGCAGUGCUCCUACCUCCUCCCAUGAAUAAUCACUAUCAUUCUGCGCCGCAGCCCCCUCCACCAGUGUGGCCAUCGACUGCACAUGCAAAUUAUGCAACUCAAGCACCAUUGCCGCCAUCUAAUGAUCAGUACUAUUCUGCACCUACGUAUUACCAAGCUAAAACAUUGCAGGCCUCAAAUGGUUGUCAGUAUUAUCCUACGCCUCCCAACUACCAAGCUCUGCCGCUAACUGCAGGGCCAAGUCAGCUGUGUUAUCCUGUGCCUGCAGGAGGAUCCACACAGGAUUACUACCCUGGAAAUGUUGUCCAAGCUUAGAGGCUAAAGUCCAAGUGGAAUUCAGCUGAAAUGAAUGAUCAGUGUUCCGUUGCUGUUCUUCGACUCACUGGCCUGAAAAGUAUCAUCAUGUAUUUAUGUAACAUAGGCGUCUUACUUUUUAGGACCCUUACUCGAGAAGCUACUUACAAACUUUGCUAAUCAGCGUAUAGCUGCUGUGUUUCUGUGUUUAUAUGUCAUCUAGACUCGUGUAUGGGACACAUGACUAAGCAUCAUUUCUAAUGUUUUGGCUCUCUUCAAUUUGA
Asparagus officinalis (garden asparagus) is the source of this 1011-nucleotide messenger RNA. RefSeq lists its product as uncharacterized. The record is from RefSeq and is a predicted model, not a curated record. Bases 56 to 748 code for a protein of 230 amino acids. Lineage: Eukaryota; Viridiplantae; Streptophyta; Magnoliopsida; Asparagales; Asparagaceae. The transcript has 4 exons.